UGUUAUUAUCAGAAUGAGACGAAACACUGGAAUUUGCUGAGAAACGGCCAGACCGCUUACAAUGGCCUGGUGAAGCACACUUGCGAAAGAUAUGACGAUUAUCCGGGAAGAGUCCAGUAUAUCGCUGAGGUUCGAACGGACGUUCCAGUGAAGCAUCCAUCAAACAAAGGCAAAAAUCAGAACUUACCGGAACUUAUUGAUAAUCGACUGAAGGAAGCUCCAGUUCGGUGGCUUCAUGCAAACGCAGCCUACUUCAUCGCAAAUAAUCAAAGUUUCGCCACCAAAAUUCGUUAUUUGCCCGAUUUGAGUGCACGAUUGCAGGCUCAUAGGAAUUCCGAAUUGGAUUAG
Gongylonema pulchrum is the source of this 348-nucleotide messenger RNA. The record is from the annotation of a GenBank genome assembly. Lineage: Eukaryota; Metazoa; Nematoda; Chromadorea; Rhabditida; Gongylonematidae.